UACCCUUUUUCUAAUUAAGUACUUUGUCCAUCAUUUUGACCUUUACUUUCUCUCUUAUCAUCAUUCUCUCACUCACUCUCUUUUCUCUCUCUCUCUCAGUCGGUCACCAUGAAACUCAACAGAAAAUCUCGUUCCUCAUCAUCUUCAUCCUCAACAGUCACCUACACAUUCAAAAAUGACAAUUCUACCCUUCCUCAACCAACUGAAAUUCCAAUCAAGUCCCCAACUUCUCCUCCCAUUAUCCCCAUCACCGUCCAUUUCCAUGAUCAUGAUGAUGCAGCUUCUAAGAUACAGUCAGCCUACCGUUCCCACAUGGUCCGCACUCUUUUAAAGAAGAUCAUAGCCGUUGGAUCAGAAGUUGAUAAGCUAGAGAGUUUGAUCCAACGGCAAGAAACAGUGGAUGCAGUGAGAAGCAGUGAAAAGGAGAAGCAUAGGAUUAAUGAAGCUUUGAUGGUACAACUUUUGAAGUUGGAUUCUGUUCGUGGAUUUGAUGAAGGUGUGAGGAUGUUGAGGAAGCAUAUGAGCCGUAGGAUUGUUGGGUUGCAAGAAGUGAUGGAUGGGAUUUGUGGUGGUGAUCAUCAUCAUCAUAGUCAUAGAGGAAUAAUGGAUGGCUGGGAUUUGUGGAGGGAUUGGGAUGAUGGGUUUGGUGGGAUUGAAGAAAAGGUUUGUAGAGAUAGAGGUGGGGAUGAGUUGGAUAAGUUUUGUCAACUUCAUUUGGGGUUUAGAUGUUUAGAGAGGUUUUUGCGUGAGGGUUGAAAAGAUAUACAUAAAACGGAGGCAUUGAUGUAGACGGAAUUCGAUCUUAGGACUUGAAUACUGCUUCUACAAGAUUUUAUCGUUAGAUAAUUGAGUGUGUAAUUUGAUGUACUAUAAUCUUGGUUGGAAUUUUAGAGUGUCAAGAUGUAUAUGUAGUAUAUGUUAAAGUGAUUUUAAUCUAUAUGAACCAUGAAUAUAUGGAUAGUUUAAUGUAUUUGAUCA
Molecule: messenger RNA, 978 nt
Organism: Beta vulgaris subsp. vulgaris (sugar beet)
Lineage: Eukaryota; Viridiplantae; Streptophyta; Magnoliopsida; Caryophyllales; Amaranthaceae
Product: BAG family molecular chaperone regulator 5, mitochondrial
Exons: 1
Coding region: 109-756 (215 amino acids)
Biological process (GO): protein folding
Cellular component (GO): plasmodesma
Molecular function (GO): protein-folding chaperone binding
Source: RefSeq, a predicted model, not a curated record